Messenger RNA from Bactrocera tryoni, 1932 nucleotides. RefSeq names its product segmentation protein paired (gene prd). Gene Ontology annotation, biological process: regulation of transcription by RNA polymerase II; anatomical structure development. The transcript has 2 exons. Lineage: Eukaryota; Metazoa; Arthropoda; Insecta; Diptera; Tephritidae. The coding region runs from base 1 to 1932 and encodes 643 amino acids. Gene Ontology annotation, molecular function: RNA polymerase II cis-regulatory region sequence-specific DNA binding; DNA-binding transcription factor activity, RNA polymerase II-specific. The record is from RefSeq and is a predicted model, not a curated record.
AUGACAGUAACUGCCUUUGCGGCCGCAAUGCACAGACCUUUUUUCAAUGGAUAUGCCACCAUGCAAGAUGCGGGACAAGGACGCGUCAAUCAAUUGGGUGGUGUGUUCAUAAAUGGUCGCCCCUUGCCGAAUAAUAUACGCUUAAAGAUCGUCGAAAUGGCCGCCGAGGGUAUACGUCCGUGCGUAAUAUCGCGUCAACUGCGCGUAUCACAUGGUUGCGUUUCGAAGAUCCUCAAUCGCUAUCAGGAGACCGGCUCCAUACGUCCCGGUGUGAUUGGUGGUUCUAAGCCACGCAUUGCGACACCAGAAAUUGAGAAUCGUAUUGAGGAGUACAAACGUCAGAAUCCGAGUAUUUUCUCUUGGGAGAUAAGAGAUAAAUUAAUACGGGAUGGCAUUUGCGAUCGGACUACAGCACCUUCGGUCUCGGCGAUUUCGCGUUUGGUACGCGGCCGUGAUGCGCCCGGUGAGGAUGAUGGACAGAAAACACAAUCCGGCUCCGAACAUUCACACAAACUUUCCGAUGAGGAGGUAUCGGAUUGCGAGAGCGAGCCUGGCAUAGCGCUGAAGCGUAAACAGCGCCGCAGUCGCACCACUUUCACAGCCAUGCAAUUGGAAGAGUUGGAACGUGCCUUUGAGCGCACGCAAUAUCCAGAUAUUUAUACGCGCGAGGAGUUGGCACAACGCACUAAUCUCUCCGAGGCACGCAUUCAAGUGUGGUUCAGCAAUAGACGUGCACGGCUGCGUAAACAAAACACUAAUGGUGCUUCGCCAGGCAGUAAUGUUAGCGCGAUGACCGGCAGUUAUGUGCCCCACCAACUACAACCAGUUGCUGCUGCCGCAGCGGCGGCGAAUAACUAUGCUGCAGCGGCUGCUGUUGCUGGCAUGUUGCCGUCGGUCUCCUCCGAAGCCACAGCAAUGGCUGCUGCAUAUCAACAACAAGUUUACGAUUUCUAUGCUGGACACCCCACGGCACCAGUGGCCAAUCUAGCAUCGAGUCCUAUUGUACCGGGUACCGCUUCGAUGACGCCACCGCAUCAAUAUUACGGUUCCGCUACCAACUAUAAUUUCCCCUCGCAUAAUCUACUAGGUAACAGUUCGAAUGCAGCAACAGCGGCUGGUACCGAUGUUACAGCAACGUUGCAGUCGCAAUAUCAAUCGAUCUCGCCGCUGAUGCGCUCAAGCAGCAACAAUAACAACAACAACAUGAACUCAUGCCAAAGUAGCAACAAUCAUAGUAUCAAUUACGCAACAGAAAACGCGACGGAUUCCAACCAGCUGUUGACCCGUGAUGAGAGUCCCAACGCAUCGGUGUCGCCAGCAUUCGGCACUACUGCCAAUAACAGUGGCAUACAAUUACCACCAACACCAAAUAGUUUAACCGCCGUUAUUGGCAAUGAAUCGCAUGUGAGUGGCAAUACUAUUGGCGCAACGAGCGGAGCGAACGCCGCGGAAGAAUUGCAAAGUGCCUUGAAGACAGAACCACAACAAAUGCAACAGCUAUACGGCAGCUGGAAUGCAUCGAUGGCGCAGCAACAAGCAGCAGCGAAUAUCAAUAUAUCUACCACACGACCCACAGCACCACUCUCGCCGGAGGAUUCGUUGAACUCCAGUUCGUCACAAAUGCCCGAGUCGACGGCCGCGCAUAUGAUGUUCCCACAUCAGCGCGAUUUCACGCAUAAUCAUUCGCAAUAUGCACCACCAACGGCAUCAUCCUUCCAUACGCAUGCGCAUCACCACGCAGCUGCCGCCGCACAAUAUGCCUCAUCGCAUUUGGGUUUCCAUCACAGCCCGACGGCGGCUAACAUGAGUUCCACAACCAAUGGCGGUUCAUCUCACUUUAUGCAACAGAAUUUCGGCAGUGCAGGUUUUAAUUCCUCACCGAAAAUGAAUUAUCCCACAGUGCCACAGCCAUUCUAUCAUUCCUGGUACUAA